Messenger RNA from Alnus glutinosa, 2604 nucleotides. RefSeq lists its product as uncharacterized. NCBI's taxonomy places the organism in Eukaryota, Viridiplantae, Streptophyta, Magnoliopsida, Fagales, Betulaceae. Bases 2050 to 2544 code for a protein of 164 amino acids. The transcript has 5 exons. The record is from RefSeq and is a predicted model, not a curated record.
GCUCAUGCAUAUAUUUCGCAAUUUCUUGACUCUGAGCUGCGUCUUGACCAUUUGGUUACAAUAAACCCAAAUUGGCUCCUCCCUGCAACGAAUUCCCAUGGCGAGUCCUCCUCUAACUCAACUUGCGACUGUACUUAACAUAUAUUUUAGUCAUGUAAUUUUUUUUUGUCACUUCUGGGAUUGCUCUCGACUCACUGUUAGUUUUAUAGGUGAGGUGGCAUAUGCCAUCUACUUUAGCUCCUCUUUUUCCUUCACUUUUCUCAUGAUCUGAUUGGCAUUUUGGGUUCUUUGAGUUUGGAUUGUGCUGUCAACAUGGAAGAUGGAUACUUGAUGAGAUUGAAGACUGGGAAAAGAAGUUUGCUCAUUUUCUGUGCUUUCAUUAGCCGACACCAGAAGCAUUCUGAUAAGUAAUACAGUGAUUUGUGAUUCGAUUUAAAAUAUUUUUGGUUGGUUAUUGUGCAUUUCUUCACAUUUUCAGGUUGAUGCCAGACAUCAUCAACUGUGUUUUAAACAUAGUAAAAUAUAGCAGGAAUAUCAGUGUAAGAUUUGUUUUGAAUUUGUAAUGCAAGAAAGCAUAUCUUGAACAUCUUAUAUUAGUUUUGCGCACAACUUGUUCUGUUUUAGCACCAAAACUUCAUUUGCAGCCUACUGAUUUUUUUUAACCAUUGUGUUUGUGCUUUCAUGUGAUUCCGUAUGGCUCUUAGCCUGAUUUUGCUUGCAUAAGUACAGCGUUGCCAUAGUUGGCCAUUUAGCUGAUUUGUUGGUCAUUUUAGAACUUAAAAGUAAUUUUUCUUGUGCAGGAGCUUGAUUUUUUAUUAGAUAGGGUUGUUUCCCUAGCUUUUGAUGUGAUUUCGCAUGUCAUGGAGACAAGCCCUGUGAUGUCGGAGAGUGGGGCUCCCAUUUACCCGUCCGAGUCCAAAUCGGUCUUGAGACAUCACCGGAAUCGAAGGCUAAUACUUCUCAGAGGGUUGUUUCUUUGUUCGAUGAGGCGGUGACAGCUUUUAGGGCUCCAUCGACGCCGUGUCUGGGUGCUUCUUCUCAGGUUUUGGGCGGGACCGUGGUCCAGUCCUCGCCAAAGCCAGGUGGGGGAGUGGGUAAGCCUCCUCCGUCUAGCUUUCUUCGGCAUGGUUUCCUCCUCCCGAGUGUUCCGCCCCCUUUGAGUGGCUGUGCUUCUUUGACUACUGAUAAGGGUGUAAUUUUCAAAUCGAAUGGCUUGAUCCAAUCUCAGGAGUGGCCGGUUGGUUUUUGCCCGUUUGGUGAGAUUGUUGUGUGGGAUCAGGGGGUUGAAGACAGGGUUGGGGAGGAAGGAGACUCUCCUUACCCUUUGAGUGUUUGUCUUCUCGACAUGCCCUUGGAUUGGGAUUCGGAUGGUGUUGAGGAUGUUGACACGUCCUUCGCGUUGUUGGAUGCAAUGGAAGAGGAUUUUCUUCGGGGUAAUAAGGGUAAGCGGCUUAAGACUAAAGGGAGGAGAGAGUUGCAGAAUCUGAAGAGCUCCAUCAACUUCAGUGAUGAGAGCAGGCCCUCUAGGAGUAGGAGAGGAAAGGCUCAAGCUCUGUAGCGUUGAGUGCUCUUAGUGGGUUUUGGGUUCUAGGGUAGGUCUUUGUGGGUUUUGUGCUUUAGGGCUUAGGUCCUUGUGGGUUUCUUUCUUUUUGGGCUGUUUCUUUUUCUCUUUCUAGCUAGGUGCUUUCUCUUGUAUUCUUCCGAUGUACUUAGGGGCGCCUUACGCUUUAAUAAAACUCUUUAUUACUUAUCAAAAAAAAAAUUGCUUUUUGGUUAAAGGAUGAGUUAUUUAUUUAAACCCUGACUUUAUAAUGGUUAUGCUUGAAAAUAGGAUAGUGCAGAGUGGGAAGAAGAUGCAGAUGAAUACAUACGGAAGAAUCUUCCAUCUGAUCUUGUAUGAAAGUUAAUUAUGAUCUUUUCAAAAUAUUAGUUAAACUUUGAUUAGCUAUCAUUUCACUGCUUUUAAUCAUAUACAGGAAGAAAUUUCUGGUUGGAUAGAGGAUUUGUUUACAGCCAGAAAAAGCGCAAUAAACUUACUGUGUUAUUUCAAUGUCAAAGGGUCCUCCACUGGGCACUUCUAGUAGUGGUUCUUCAGCUUCAUCAAAGCGCCAAAAAGGUGAAAAGAACAAGAGAUAUGGUCAGCACCAUUUUAUGGGAGAGUUGUUUGCGCUUCCAUUUUUGUCAAAGUUUCCUAUUCCUUCCGAUGCAAAUGCAUCCCAAACUAGAAUUUUAAAUGAUUAUUAUGGUGUUCUGAUGGCAUACGGUGGUCUGCAAGACUUUCUAAGGGAGCAAGAACCUGGAUAUGUAACAAGUCUUGUUUGUACUCUGGUGCUACCAUUAUAUAAGAUGUCUGUGUGCCUACCAUACUUGGUCGCCAGUGCAAAUUGGGUACUUGGAGAGCUUGCACCCUGUCUGCCAGAAGAAAGAUUGUUUUCUUUCUUAUGCCAUCUCUUUUACUUUUUUCUUUCACAAGGAAGAAGUGCUUAUCACUUGAUACUUGCUAUAUCACACUUAUUACUUCCUGUGUUGUUUCUAUAUACUUGAGCAACUGAAUUAUUAAUUUUUAAUGAAAAACACCACCACACGUCCCUCCCUGAGUUUCAG